AUGGGUGGCUGUACAACACUUCAUGCUGCCUCGAUGCAGGGUCAAGCACAAGUCGUGGAGUGGCUUUUGCUGACUGGGGCAGCCGUAAAUGUCCCAAACAAGGAUGGUAACACGCCACUGCACUCCGCAUCCCAAGGUGGCAGCAAGGAGGUCGUUGAGCUGCUCCUGCGCAAUGGCGCAGACGUGGGUUGCACCAGACAGGACGGUUUCACACCACUUCACUGUGCGUCGUAUCAUGGACGUAAGGAGGUUGUUGAGUGUCUCGUGCAGAACGGCGAGGACGUGAAUUUCCAUGCAAAGAAUGGGAGCACACCGCUUCUCUGUGCAUCCCAGGGCGGCACCAGGGAAAUGGUUGAGUUCCUCCUACAGAACGGCGCGGACACGGGUUGCACCCUGAAGAAUGGGUGCACGCCGCUUCACUGUGCAUCCCAGGGUGGCAAAAAGGAAAUUGUUGAGUUCUUCCUUCAAAAAGGAGCAGACGUGCGCUGUGCCUCACAGGACGGCUACACACCGCUUCACUGUGCAUCCCAGAAUGGCGACAAGGAGACUAUUGCGUUUCUUCUGGAUAAUGGCGCAGACGUAUGUUGCACCAAAAAGGGUGGUUACACGCCGCUUCACUGUGCGUGCCAAAAUGGCAAGAAGGCGGCUGUUGAGUUUCUCCUAGAGCAUGGUGCUGGCGUGUGUUGCCGCACAAAGGUGAGAAUACUCUGA
Messenger RNA from Ostreobium quekettii, 711 nucleotides. Lineage: Eukaryota; Viridiplantae; Chlorophyta; Ulvophyceae; Bryopsidales; Ostreobiaceae. The record is from the annotation of a GenBank genome assembly.